Molecule: messenger RNA, 1302 nt
Organism: Leishmania mexicana MHOM/GT/2001/U1103
Lineage: Eukaryota; Euglenozoa; Kinetoplastea; Trypanosomatida; Trypanosomatidae
Exons: 1
Coding region: 1-1302 (433 amino acids)
Source: RefSeq, a predicted model, not a curated record
AUGGGCAUCCUAACAAACUGGUACGAAAGCCUCGCGCAGGAGAAGCGGCUGGAGCUGCUUAUGACGUUGGGCAUGUACGAUGAGCGCGUGUACGAGGUGGUGGAGCGGCAUCACCUGGCACCGGAUAUUCUCCAGACGCUACCGUCUCCCCUCACCGCCCAUUUCUUGGCACGCGGCAUGUGCUACGACGCCAUUAACGAGGAGGUGGUUCGCAACUUUGUGCGCAUUUGCAUGAUGCUGUCGCGCUACCAUACCGUCGAGGAGGCGUCGACGCUAGCGGAGCUGAUCGGCAGCUGCGGACUGCCAGAGCAGUAUCGUAUGCAGAUGUUUAACUUUAGUGAGACGUAUCGGCACAUGAUACUCUCACAAUCCUACUUCCCUCAGCGAGCGGUGCUGCGCCUGCUGUCGUACAUCUUCUGUGACGAUGUUCUCUCCGAUGCCGUGGCGCAGCUGCAGUACAAGUCCGACAUUUUAAACCAUAUAAACAAGGUGUACGUAACCACACCGGACUUUGUGUCGUGGCGCUUCUCCGUCCGAUGCAUGUCCCUGGCCGGUGGCUUUAACGAGGACCGUUCAGACGUCGAGUACACGGAGCUCCUCACGCGGGUUGUUUCGCAGGCGCUGCCCGAGUUUUUCAGCUACUUCCUGGUCGCCUUCUGCUACGCCCGCUUUCGCUUAUACCCGCAGCGGGUGCGCGGUAUCACCCCGCGGUGGCUGGUGCGGCAGCGUGCCUGCUUCUCGGCCCUUUACUGCGCUCUUCUUGGUGUUUACUGCAACGUCAUCUUGGAGUACCGGGUGCACGAGCACCGCGUCCUGUACGAGCUGCGCAAGAGUCGAGAGAUGCGACGACGCCGCGGUGCUGAGCGCCGCGGCCUCCCGUACGAAAAGAAUCCGUACUUUGACAACCUUGAAGGGGUGACGCGGCGCGUGUACACGAUGCAGCUGUCUGCCUACACCUUCACUGGUCUUGGUCUCGCUGUCUCCAUGCUCCCCUUGACCUCCGUGAAGUUCCCCAAGUUCAUGGGCGACGUCGCAUGGCGGCAUCCGUUCGUGCCGCGGCUCUUUCCAGCUCUGCUUGGCAUGCACGCCGCCUCGCGCUGCCUCAUCCCAUUUGUUGUCGCACCGUUCACUGUCGUGAGCCUUGCCAUGCACGGCAACUGGGGGACCACCCUGUACGACCGCUACGUCGAGCUCCGUAUGCGGCUUUGGCAUCGGAAGGUGGACGUGGCCUUUGACACGUCGACUGAGAUGGAUGAGGUGGAUAUCACCGGCGCUGACACGACAAGGAAGAGUACCUCUUGA